AUGACUGAUGAAUUCAAUCGAUAUUAUAUCAAAAUUCGAGCUAUUUUGGGAAUAGAUUCAAAAACAAUCUUUGACGAACUUACAGAGGCAUUGGGACCUGAUGCUCCAUCAUAUCCAACAGUCAGAAGAUGGGCGAAACGUUUUCGUGAAGGAAGAGACGAUGUCACUGAUGAUCCUCGAUCUGGUCGUCCGAUUUCGGUACUUACAGAUGAAAAUGUUGAACGCGUUCGACAAGUUAUCGAAGAUGAUCCAUACUCAACUUAUGAUGAUAUUAUGGGUGAGACUGAUCUAUCACGUGGUACAAUAGAACGAAUUAUUCAUGAUCGUCUAAAGAUGAGAAAAGUUACAUCACAGAAAUUUAGAAAUGGAACAUGGCAUUUAUGUGAUGUUAUUACUGGUGAUGAGACAUGGAUUUAUCACAGGCAGAUUGGUCGAAAGUCAAGCAAUGCUACUUGGGUUGGCGAAAAUGAACCACCAAGAACCAUUGUUCGUCGGAAUAGAUUUGAACCUAGAACACUAUUUUGCUUCUUCUUCAAAUCCACUGGUUCUCUUCUCAUACACAAAGCAGAUAAGGGCAAGACAAUCGAUCAUGACUACUAUAUUGAUAAUUGUCUUAUACCUGUUAUCAAUGAAAUAAGAAAAAAGGAAAAGUCAUCACGUACUACAUAUAAAAUGCUUCAUGAUAAUGGUCCUCCUCAUACUCAUCCAGAUGUUAUUGAUUAUUUAAUGGAGGAAGGAAUCGAAAUCAUUCCACAUCCACCAUAUUCACCAGAUCUCGCACCGUGUGACUUUUGGCUAAAUGAUUAUAUCAAGAACAAGUUGACGGAUCACACAAACGAAGAAUCAUUAGCUCAAGAGGUUUCCACCAUAGUGAAGAAUAUUCCAAUAAACGAGUUUAAAAAGACUUUCGAUAAACUGUUAGAAAGAAUGAAACUUUGUAUCGAAAAUAAUGGUGAUUAUUUUGAGCAUUUAAUAAAAUAAAAUAACGAAUGUCUCUUCGUUUCUGUAUUGUGGUUUUAUGUUGGCAUGAUCUUUUCUUGGCUAUAAAUACUAUAGAUUUAGUCUGAAAGGAUGUUAGAACUAAGUCUAAGAGAGAGUUGCUCUAUAUAUUAUUAAAGACGAGACGUUAUACUAUAUAUCGCCUUAGUAAAAUAUUCAAUAUUUAUUGCUUUAUUAAAUUUUAAAAACUGUGAUCAGAACUUUUGGUAUACCCUAAGUAGUUAUCUGUGAUAAAUUGUAAUGGAUUGUGUUGAAUUAUGGCCAAUGGAGGUAAUCUGUGACCGCUUUUGGUACACUUCUAGAAAUAUAUUCUAAAAUCUCUUAGGACUCUAGAAUCCGCUUUUCUCCGUCAAACUAAGGAUGCCAGAACUUAGAGCAACCCUCUACUUUAGUCUUAAUCCUGUUUUUCCUUGAGAAAGUGUGAAAGAAUAUUUUGAGCUCCUGAAUCUGAAGAUUCAUGUCAUAUUUUAUUCAGGAUUCCGUUUCCAAUUUUAAUAAUACUGGUUUGCAGGAUAUUUCAUUGUGAAAAAAAUAUUCUUCUCAAGAUCUUUUCAAGUUUCCACUCAGAUUUCUUUAUUAUUAUAACAUGAUGGACCAUAUUAGGAUUCACUCUUGAUCUUACUCAAAACCUUCAUAGGGAUUACAGAAAGAAUAUCGCUUAGAUUCUAUUAUAGUUUUAACAGAAUUCGUUUGGGAUCUCUGCGUCAUGGUCCUCUCCUGGCUUACAGUUGAAUAAGGCAAAGAUCCUACAAGGAAUUAAUAGAAGAGCAAUGAAAAUCCUCAGGUAGUGGAUUCUUCUAAGAUUCAAUCACGAAUCUAUCUAAUUUUCUUAAGCAUUUUUCUUACGAAUAUCUUUUCUGAACAUUUCCAGGGUGGUCUUAGGGUCUCUUCAAGGACAAGCAUUUCGGAUCCUUCCUAGAGAAGGUCAAGGAUGGCCAGGAUCUUUCUGAAAGCAUAUCAAGGUUAGACGAAGAUCUUUACCAUUUUCAUUUAGAGUCUACUAAAGCUUGAUCUUGAGGAUUGUAACAAGAUCUAUGACUGAUCUGGUUCAGGAUUUUGAAUAAAAUUAUGAAAUGUUUCCAUCAAAAUCCUUAACAGUUCCUAUUUAAGAUUCUUCGAAUAUUUUUGAAUCUUUGAAUCUCAAAAACUCAAAUUGUGCUUGUUAAAUAAAAUGUUAACAGUAACUAUACUAAAAUGACAAUGAAGAAUUUGCAAUGUGUUUUGUUCCGGUUCUGACAGGAAUGUAGAAGAGCAAGAAGGUACCUGAAUUUCAUUCUAAUAUUCCUUUGUUUCUAUGUGUCAGUGAAUGGAAGAAUUCUGACAGAGUUUUUGAAGAUUUCUCGUCAAAGAUUUUUAAUAUUUAUCUUCAAUAUUGCAUGACAUUUACAGCAUGGAACUCAGUUAUUUUUUGAAUUUUAUUUUCAUAUAAAACUUGCAAACUCAUUAAAAUGGAGAUUUUAAUAUCAGUUAACUGUUACACUAACUUUUUCUUAAAAAAGCUUUUAGUAAAGGACGAGUACUUCAAUAAAACUUGUACUGGAUUUUAUCUAUUCGUGCUAAUCAGAAAAAUACCUUUUUAUUCAAAUUGAAAUCAACCAGUCAUAGUAAAAUUUUAUGAUAAGUAAUCAAUAGAUUAAGUUUAUAUUGAAUUUUUGUUCAAAUAACUUAUGUUUGCAUAAAGUUCAAAUACAAAUUAAUAGUUCAGAGGGAAUUCGAGAUACAGAAGGUUUGAGUUAAAUUAAAUAGCAUGGUACAGUCUACUGCGGUGAACUAAUUAGUUUUUUAACUGAACAUAUAGAAAUCAAUAAUGUGCGUUCAUUUCUCUUUUCUGCUUAGAGAAUCCUGCAAAACUUUUGACAAUACAUAGGAUAUCAUCCUUACAGAAUCGAAGUGGAGUUCUGCGAGAUGCAAUCAGAAAAUAUUUUCCAAUUAGAAGCCAUUGAAAUUCUGAGAAGAGCUUGACAUAAAGUCAAUACAAAAUGACUCAGAAUUUCUCUAAGAUUUUGUUCUAAUCAUAACAGAAUCGUGUUUAUUUCGUGCCUACACGUUUUUCUGAGGAUUUGACCCUCUAUUAACAUAUUUCUUGUUUUAAUUGCAUUGGUAAACUGCUCAGGAUACUGAUAGAAUCCUGUUAUGAACCUUGUCGAGGUCUUGAAAUUCCGUGGCUACACGGCUUUCUCAAGAUUUAGCAGCUUCUUCGACGAUAUAUGAUUGGGAAAUAGCAAUCAACUAUUACGAUCUUGAUUGAAUCUCAAUUAAAAUUCUGUCAGCAUCUUAAAAUUUUAUGGGUACACACUUUUUUCCGUUUU
Messenger RNA from Rotaria sp. Silwood1, 3308 nucleotides. The record is from the annotation of a GenBank genome assembly. Lineage: Eukaryota; Metazoa; Rotifera; Eurotatoria; Philodinida; Philodinidae.